AGUAAUAAUCCAUAACAAGAAGGUAAGUUUUUACAAUUAUCCAUUUUGAAAGGUGGUGCUUGGGUGAGAGAUUUUAUUGUUCUUUCUUUCUUCCUUUCCCAUUCUCAAUGAAGUCAGGCCACACCGUGAAGGUGCUCGAGCUUUGUAACGUCUCUCCUCCUGCCGGCUUCGUGCGAGAAACCAUCUUCCCUCUCACCCUCUUCGACGUCAGCUGGGUGCAGGCUCCUCCCGUCCAACGCCUUUUCUUCUACGAAUUCCCCAAUAAACCUGAUGAAGAUACCACCACCCACUUCCUAAAUUCCUUCCUUUCCAACUUGAAACACUCUCUCUCCCUCACCCUCCAUCUCUUCUAUCCUCUCGCCGGGAAUCUGACACAGUCACCUGAAACCGGCGAUCACGAGAUCCGCUAUGUCGACGGAGACUCGAUCACGCUAACCAUCGCCGAGUCCGAUGCCGACAUCCACCUACUCGUACAAAACCAUCCAAGAGACAUUGCAGAAUUCUAUCCUCUUUUACCUGAGUUGCACCCAUCUUCUCUAAUGGCCUUGCAAGUCACCAUCUUCCCAAACACUGGCAUCUCCAUAGGAAGCUCCCUGCAUCAUGUGGCAGCCGAUGGCCGUAGCUCGACCCAUUUCAUAAAAUCUUGGUCGUCCAUUUGCAGAACCGGAGAUGACUCUCUGAUAACAUCUCACCCAUCCUACGACAGGACAGUGUUAGCCGAUCGUGAUUGGCUCAAGCGACUCUUCUUGAAGCAGAUGACGGAAUUCCAGUUCGAGCACAUGCAAGUAGCAGACAGCAGAGCGAAUCGUUCCAACAUGCUUCUAGCGACCUUUGCUCUUAGCCGAUCAGAAAUCGAGAGACUCAGGAAGCGAGUCAUGGACCGAGUCGCGGAGACUCGGAAUCCCUUCCAUUGCUCAGCGUUCGUGCUAACGUGCGCGUACGUGUUGGUUUGCCUGGUGAAAGCACGAGGUGACGAUGCGGACGACAAGACCGUCCACUUCGUCUUUUCAGUGGACUGCCGGGCUCGGUGGGACCCGCCUAUACCCGCCACGUAUUUCGGGAACUGUGUCAGCGGGUGCUUCGCCGAGGCGAAGGGGAGAGAUUUGGGAAGCGGAGACGGGCUAUUUGUAGCGGCGGAGGCGAUUGGGAGAGGAAUUCAGAGGUUAGAGGGUGGGGUUUUAGAAGGCGCCGAGACGUGGUUUCCUAGAAUCUGUUCCAUGAUGGGGCAGCGAGUGAUAUCGGUUGCUGCGUCGCCGAAAUUUCGGGUAUACGAUACGGAUUUCGGGUGGGGAAAGCCGAAGAAGACUGAGGUGAUAUCGAUUGAGAAAACCGAUGCCAUUUAUGUAGGGGAUAGCAGAGAUGAAGAAGGCGGGAUUGAGAUUGGUUUGGUUAUGCCCGAACCCGAAAUGAGUGUGUUUGCAUCUCUGUUUGAGGCAGAUCUGAAAGCAAGACAGUAGUACUCCCGUCUGCACUGUAGUUGGAUUUUGGACAUAAAUGAUCUGGGCUGUCCAUUUGCUACCGAUCUCUGUUCAAGAAUGAUCAUGUGAAAAUGACGCUGGUCUGAUUAUCUCAUCCAUCAGAUCAACCGUUCGUUUUCCAAGCUCAGGUGGUGUGCUCCCACUUUUUAGUCCUA
Molecule: messenger RNA, 1633 nt
Organism: Magnolia sinica
Lineage: Eukaryota; Viridiplantae; Streptophyta; Magnoliopsida; Magnoliales; Magnoliaceae
Product: malonyl-coenzyme A:anthocyanin 3-O-glucoside-6''-O-malonyltransferase-like
Exons: 1
Coding region: 108-1457 (449 amino acids)
Source: RefSeq, a predicted model, not a curated record